Molecule: messenger RNA, 741 nt
Organism: Eremothecium gossypii ATCC 10895
Lineage: Eukaryota; Fungi; Ascomycota; Saccharomycetes; Saccharomycetales; Saccharomycetaceae
Exons: 1
Coding region: 1-741 (246 amino acids)
Source: RefSeq, marked provisional
AUGAGCAUAGACGACGUAGUACUUGUAAAGCAGAACCUGACGUUGCUGGACAACGCGACAGACCUGGACAGGCCGGCCGUGGACUACUUCCGGUGCUCGCUGGCGGAAGAGCCCCGGAAGGUGUUUGAAAUCUGGCAGUCGCUGGUGAAGAUGGGCAAGCGGCGGCUGCUGAGGCUCCCGAGCUGCGCGAUGGAGGACCAGUAUGGCUACGAGCUGUACGUGCAGCGCCUGCAGCACUGUCUGUGGAGACGCUGGUCAAUGAGGCAGUUUGGGCUCGAACACAACAAAAUAGACCCGCUGCAGAUCAACUGGAAUAAGGAGAACGACGUGACGCUGCUAUACGGGCCCACGAUGAGCGCGGACGCGUGCCGCAUGCGGCCGUGGUGCAGGUGCGGCGCGAAGAUGUGGGCCGGCGACUGCGACGCGCAGGUGUCGGACAGCGACAGCGAUGCGUGGAGCGGCAUGACGUCCGCGGGCUCCAGCGCGUCCUCGAUCCUGGAGUGCAGGCACCGCAGACAGUCGCGCGGGGGCCACAGGGGACUGCAUUUUAACGAGCAUGUACAACAACGUAAUAUCGACUGGUUUGGCGGGUGCCACGAUCGGUUCACGGUACUCAACGACCGCUGGAAUGAGGAACGGCGCGCAUCUGCCCCAGAAUGCAUAAUCGUGGACUCGGUAGACGAUACGGAAUACGCCGCGGGGUGCCUCGUGCAUCGGGCAUACGACGACUACUUGAUGUAA